This is a messenger RNA of Folsomia candida, 1099 nucleotides long. RefSeq lists its product as uncharacterized. Bases 71 to 817 code for a protein of 248 amino acids. The transcript is spliced from 2 exons. Lineage: Eukaryota; Metazoa; Arthropoda; Collembola; Entomobryomorpha; Isotomidae. The record is from RefSeq and is a predicted model, not a curated record.
GGAAGCAGACAAGCUUCUCUAAUUUCACACUAAUUCGUAUUCAGGCUCAUAUUUGGCCAAAUUUAACACAAUGAACUACUCAAUUCCACUGGUUUUCGCCGCAUUAUCACAUUUCGACCCUCAGACUUUUACUACACACAGAUUGAAACGCGACCUCGUUCAACCCCUCGAAUUUACAAAGUUAAUUGAAGCUCUCUCCUAUGGAGACAAUUGUUCCUACGCCGCAGAAGAAAUUAGAGAAAACUUUGUGAAAUCAGGUAUUCUCAAUCCCACGGAAAUAGUUGAAUUAUUAAACAAAUUCCAGUCGGCCAUUGUCAAACUAGGACUACCGCUCUGCUCCUCGGAAAAAUUAGUCAUUUGCGACAAAAUCGGUGCAAAAUGUGUGUGUGGUGAUCCUGGAAGACGCUCAUUCUUAGGUGAUAACCACCCGAGCGGUCACGCUGCUCGUUUUGUCCCGGAUAUGAAGCGUGGAUUGUGUCGCUGGGGGGAAAGUACGACCUGUGCCCCGAAAGAAUACACCCCCACAAAAUCAGAACACUGCACCUCACGCACCCACUGCACUAGCAGAAAGACCGGAAACACUUGCCAACUUAGCGACAUGGUCAAUGAAUUUGCUUCACGCGGAACCAAUAAUGGAGUCAAAGCAUUUUUCUCCGGGGAGAUUUGUACCUGCCAAAGUGAUGAUAAGCCCAAAGUACCUCAUGAACAUGGAAGCGAUAGUAAGCGUGGAAAAUCGCAAGCCGUUUGUACCAAUCGUGGCGUCGAUGGAGUAGUGGUCACACUUAUUGCAACGCUUGCAAUUUCGAUUUUGAUAUAAAUAUAACCUUUACAUAUGUACAUGGCUUGUGAGAUUAAAUACACUAAAAAAUGAACUAAUUUAUUAUUUAUAAAAUGUUCGACACUUGAUGUGUUAAGCGUGCAUAAUUAAAAAUAAAGUAAAAACAAACACGCACAUGCUUGUUGCAUACAUAUAUCGAAUCGUAAAUCAUUCUAGCGAUAUAAAUGUACAGAUAUAUGUAUGUACAUCCACUUGUUAUAUUUGUUGAACUCUAUGAAGAAGUUAUUCCUUUCCUGAUAAAAAAACUAUUUCUUGUAGUAA